UGUUGUAUCGAGCAACAGGACAAGGGGUAAUGGGAUGAAGCUGGAACACAAAAAGUUCCACUUAAAUAUAAGAAAAAGCUAUUUCAGUGUGAGGUGAUGGAGCCCUGGCACAGGCUGCCCAGAGGGGGUGUGGAGGCUCCUUCCUUGGAGAUCUUCAAGACCCACCUGGACAUGUUCCUAUGCAACCUGAUCUAGGUGAACCUGCUUCUGCAGGGGUAUUGGACUAGAUGAUCUCUAAAGGUCCAACCCCUACCAUUCUAUGAUUCUGUUUCUUGCAAUGCUUCAUUUGAGAUGCCACGGUCACUUCGAGAGCAGUUUGCAGCCUGUAACGCUGCAUUUCAGCAGAGCGGAGGCAAAAGGCUUUAUUCUGCAGCUUUCUCUGGUGCUUGUUUAGCAGACUACCAAGAAAAUGUUGUUGCAGUUGUGUAUGUGUUGGUUAGGUGCUGUGAUAGAUGGACAACUCUGGCAAAAGCAAGGGAACAUGAAGUGCCCUAGGAAAAAUAGUACGUACAGAAGUAAUUACCCGUACAAUAACACUGCUUGUACAAUUGAAAGGGGUCAAGGAAUGGAUUUGAAUGGCUGGCACUUGAGUUUUUGUUUGAAAUAACUUGGCAGCUGUGACUCUUUUGGCUUCUUCACCUCCUUUCUUGUUUGUUCAUUUAACUUGGAGAAAGAAAUGUGAUGGGGUUUUUUUUGUUUGUGGAGGGGUGAGGUGGUCUAGUCUUCCACCUCUGAGUUCUGUAGAUGUGCACAUCCACCCCAGGAGAGGCAGACUGAAACCAGGCCGUGCUCUGGUAUCGUGCCAUGAGGUUUGGCCCCUGUGCCUUCUCAUUCCUUAUGAGAAAUUACACCUUUCUGACACGGCUACAGUUUUUACUGUACAUGUUACUUCCUACACUGGUCUUCCUAGCCCUGAUAAGCACUCUGUGUCUUUCUAAAUAUUAGUGGGGGUUUUGUUAAAAGUUUGGGCCAGUUGAAACGAGGUUAUGGUGAGGAUGGAGAGUGCAGGCAGAGGUGUGGUGUUAAGAGCCUUGGUGGGCUAGAGAGAGGGUGCUGUGGGUGAGCAGAGAUACCAGGGAGAGAGACAGAAGAGGCAGGUGUGCACUAGUGGCAGUGAUGAGUUUCAGGGAAGGAUCAAAGAAGAGCAAGUUGCAGAAACAAAGGGAGAGAAAAAGAGAGAAUGAAAUCAUAUGAGUAAGGUAGGGUGGAGCCCACAUGUGAUAUUAACCUGUCGGUGAAAUGGGUGGGAUUGGGCGAGCCAAGUGCCAGCCUUGGUUGUUUACUUGAUGUCCUUCCUGUAACUGAGGUUAAAACCAAGCACCUGUGUAGGGACACAACUAAGAGUAAGGAAAAAAAAACAGGCCAAGUGGUGCUUGCCAAGGAGAAAUGCUGUGAGAAAACAUCUUACUCAGCAUUUUAAGCAACAAGAGAAAGGGUGGGGGGAGUGGGAAGGUGGCCCCACUGGCUCAAAGAUGUAAAAAGUACCAGAGAAGAACUGGGACAGACCCAUCUAGUGUAUUCUGGGUAUGGAGAAGCAGUGAUGACUGCACUGUCUGAUUGAGUCUUUGGUCCACUCCCACAGAGGAAGAAUUGUCUUGACAAAGAAUUGAGAGUGUGUGGAGUGAAAUGAGAACAGAGAUACAGAAACAGAAUGCGACCAAAAGAAACUGGCGUGAGGUGGGACGGGCUUUGGGGGCAGCUGGGAAAGGGAAGAUGAAGAGUCUUUGAAAAGCUUAUGCAGUAUUAGGUGGUUGUGUCUGGGUUUGGUUGUGUUUUGUUGGGGGUUUUGUUUUGGGGUUGGUUUCUUUUUUUGAUUGCCUGUUCCUGUUUUUGGAGCAGUGCUUGAGCACUAGGUGCUUUAAAUGAGAAGUGGAAGUAGCAUAACUAAAUCAGCAGUGAUUUUGUAAAAAACUGUUUUCCUAUAAAGUAAAUUCAAAGUUGAGGAAACAGUGAGCAAAAGCUGGUAACUACUAUAAAAUAUGAGUCUAUGAAUGAAUUCUUUUGGGAUUCCUUAGUGAAAAGUGAUCUGAGAAAUGUGGUGAGCUGAAGAUGGGGUUUUUUUUCCCUUUAAAUUUAAGAGUAAGAGUGCUAAGGUGAAGACAUGAGAAAAUUUGAUUACCAUGAGAAUAAUGGAAUUUGAAAACUGAAAUGAGGGGUUUCAAUGAGCCAGUUGAAUGUGGUUACAGCCUUUAUUAUUUUCUUCCUCAACACAGCAGGGAAAAUGAAGUGCCACUGUGAUUAAAUGACAUUGCAUCAGGGUGAGCCAUUAGAGUCCAUUAGCUUGUUUGUAUAAAGGCCUGGGCCUUUGCUUCUGAAUCCAGGUGGGAGGAGGAAAUACAGACCUUCAGAUAAGGAAGGUAAAUGAGCUGUAAUUAAUGCACAAAUCAUAAUGUUUAUCUUCUAGUGGAUGGAGCCUCUUUUUUUUUUAACUAAAACCCCUCUGUGGUUAGUUACUUGGGCUUCAUGCACCUCGCUUGGAUCCCUGCCCCCCUACCCAGUUGUAUUUUGUUACAUAGGCUUGAGUGAAACGUGGCACUUGACAGGAGUGGUGAUAAGAGAAUUCCUGACAAUCCUUCCCACUGUUCAGUGUUGGAAGCACUUGAAAGCUGAACUUGAAAAGAGUUUUGUCUGGUAAAUACAGGAAAGAUGCAGACUAGAACUCAGUAUAACAUGAGAUUCAACAAGGAUCUGUAUGCAGGUAAUUGUUAAUUUUGUGCUUUGUGAUGUGGUGGUGAGCAACCUGGCUCACUAGUGGUGAUAAUGAUGCUGCUGUUGAGCUGAUCUAGCUUACAGUUGAAAUCUGGCCUCUUUCAGGCUUACUACACUUUAUACACUGUAAGAUUUCCAGGCAGUCCUGUUUGCCUGAGGGCACCAAUCCAAAUGAGUUCAUGUCUACACUGAACUAUUUCCUUGCAGAAUAAUCAUGAAACUAACUUAAGCAAGCAAAGCAGGGCGAGCUGUUUAAUGGAUCCCUUUUACAGAGAGUAAUGCAGGAGGUGUUCUGAAAGGAAGAAAAGCAACCAGCAAGAGCACCAAACAUCAUCAUUCUGAUUCUUUUCAGCCUGUUCUAUGUUGCCCUGUUCCUUGCUGGAUGAAGGUGAGAACUUAGUGAAGCAAAUGCAAUUCUGGAAGCCAAGUCACAGCCAACAUGCCCAGUGCUGUGCAGUGACACAUCUGCUGUUGGUUCUCCCAAGAAGGAAAGUUGAAUAAAGACUGAGUUGGAAAGAGCCAGUCUUGAUCUUAACCUCUCAGGAAUAUGUCAGUGUCUUGUUUUCCUGUAGCUCCACCCCAUAAUACAAAACCUAUGCUGAGAGAUUUAUGGAAAUUUUCUGAACCUGAGGAGUGCUGAAAUACUGAGCAGGUCAGUCUUCUCUUUCGUUGUGCUCAGACAGGGUCUUUAUGGUUGCUAAUCACAGUUUUUAAUAGCUGUAUGGACCCAGCCUGUUCAAAAUAGUGCUCAAAGCACUCUGGCUGGACUCUGCUGAGAGCUGGCUGAGCAGCAGCACCACCUUACUGAGUUUGCACACCAACCUUGUCAAAAGAUCUGGAAUCUGGUUGCAUUUGUCAACAAAAACACAUGUGCCCUGACUGAACAAGGUGAGUUGGACAUAUGCUGGUCUUGGUGUGUUUGCUCUCUUUCCUGUAUUUGUGUAAUUUCAGUUAUCUUUCUCUUUUUCUAAUUGCCCUCCAGCCUGAGGACUUCAAGCCAUGAGUCAUGUGCUUGUACCUCAGCACCCUGCCCUCCUUCCCUUGGCAGCAUACAGCAUCUUUGCUCUCUGUGGAGAACUGUGGAGGGAGGCCUCAAAACUUACCCGUGUAAGUUUAUAGCCCAGAUUUUCUGUUUAGGUCAGCAUCAGCGUGUCUGGUGUGGGGUACAAUUGCAGAGGCCUCUCAAGCAUCAGUCAGUUCUAACUGCAGGUGUAUUGAGUUGUCAGUUUUGUGGCUCAAAGGGAAUUCAUUUGGCACCAAAGUACAGCAAAGAGAUGGGAUCUCCACUUUCGAGAUCUCUUCUGUUGCUGUUGGUUGAGUUCUGUAAAGUUACUGACCUUAGGUCAGGCUCUUCUUUCUGUCUUAUCCUACUGUCUUUCUCAGAAGAGGGCAUUGCUAUGAAUGCAAACUAAGUUUCCUGUCAAAAGAUUUCUCAAGAUAGAAAUUAGCACAAUAUAGAGAGAAUCAGACCUCAAAUUUCUAGGCUUCUUGACUUGAUUUACUUCACAGAAUGGAGUUUUCCUUUAAGCAAGGAGCUGAGUGCCUUGGCAAAGAGGCUCUGGCAGAUAGAAGGAGUUAAUGCCUAGACCAUAGUGAUGCUAGUUUAAGUUAGGAUGGCCAUUGAUAACAGCUUCCAUGGGGUGAGCCCCAUUGCUUUGUAUAAAUAAUGCAUGUCUUGCUAAGGAAGAACUAGAGACUGAUAAGGAUGGAACCUCCUGCCUCCAGGGUGCCAGAGGCCAGAUGAUUGCACAAGAAGCAGUAACUGGGUGUUGUAUGUAAGUACAGCACUGGGGGUACUGUUGAGUUGUGCUAGCUCUGUGGAUUUACUCCCCCAGCACCUGUGUCUGUGCAGACUCCCCCCAAAAAUAAGGCAGUAUCUCGACUGUGUGUAAAUUGCCUUAGUGCAUAUUGGACAGCAGACUCAGUCACCUCUGCUUGUUCAGCUAGAGACCUCUGUCAUUGUUGUCUUCAUGUCUUUGUCCCCUCUGUCCCCUGUUGUCUCAACUGUUGGUGGAGACAAAGUGCUUCCCUGUGCUGUAAACCUGAGAAACAGAAACACCUCUUUGGAUUCACUGGAGUGGAUGCAUUGUCUUCUCUGGCAGAUGGAUUUUGACUCCCUCGGAACAGUCAUAAGUACUUGAUGAUUUUCUGAUGAUUUUCAGUGACACAUCCUUGGACAGUGAAGGGAAGAAACGAUUUGGACAGUGCUCACUGGGAAAUCACCUGGGAAUUCAGGUUUUGGAAGAAAAGACUUCAAUUGGAGCCUCAUUCAAACUGUUUGAAUCAGUGAAGUAAGGGCAGGUGGGGAAAAUGCUGAGCUGCAAAUCAAGCUGUAAAGUUUCUGCUUUUGAGCUUGGCUUUUUUACUGUCACCGCCCUUGGAAUGUGUUUGAACAAAAAGUGCUCUGGGCAGAUUUGGAGAGGGAUUCUACGAGGGUUAGAAAUAAUCCCUAAAGAUCCCCUGUUAGCUUUUAAAGAGAACUGCAGCUUAGUGUUUGUUGCAGCUUUGUUUUUUGUGUCCAUUUCCCCUCUUCCUCCAUCCCUCUGGCUGAGUUUUGACUGAAUUCUGCAUUUUGCUGUUGGUGCUGUGUGAGGGGGUUGUACAUGAUUCAUGCAUUUGUGUUUCUUCACGUGGCUGACAUGUGUCAUCUGUUUUUUUCCCACUACUCCUACCAAUGCCACUGAUACUUUUCCUCCUCCAGAAAAGUCAAUUAUCUGGUGCUGGCCUGAGUUCUGUCUUUUUUGAGGCACGUGUCAUGGGUAUUUGAAAGCCCUCUGUAGAAGCCAUGACUUCCCUUUAAGAACCUUUCAUUUGUACAAUAAAUCUUGAGUUAUAACUUCAGAAAACAGUAUUAUCCUUCAAGUCACUUCUUUCCUGUUUGUUUACCUGUAGGAUCACACCCUUAACGUUUUUCAUGUUUCCUGUUCGUAUUUCCUCAAAUGUUGUAACGUGAGAUGGUUCUCUGUUGUGACAGAGCUGGAAACAGUUGUGGGAUCUAUGUUUGGUCUGUCUACUCAGCCAAAUAGGGAGGCCAGCAUCUGUCCACUCUUGACAGAAAUCAAACCUGAAAGCUCACCUUGUGACCAGAGGCAAGAUUAAAAAUACCCAAUCUUACAACAAAAUGUUCCUGAGAUUUGAAAUACUCUUCAGUAAAGUUAUUGAAGCAAAUAGAAGUGCAGAUGUGUGUGGGAAACUCCUUGUGUGUUUUUUCUUCGUGAAAAUCUGUAUCAGGGUUUGCAUUUCUUGUCCCAUAUUCAAGCAUCUAUCAAUGAUUGCUUAAAAAAAGGGGGUUGGAGGGAGGUUGUGCAAAAUCUUUCAGGUAAGAGCCAGGGUAGGAAAUCAUAGGCUAAGCUGAAGGAACAAAUGACCUUGUUAAGAGGGACCCCUUGUUAUGCACAGUGUGAAGUGUGGGGGUUUUUUAACAUGUAAAACCAAAGGAAUUUGUCUGUUUUCCUUUCCCUUCAGUCUUUCUGGUAAGUGAGGAAACAGAGCUCUGCUUUGGACAUAAGUUUGGCAGCUGCCUGAGACAGAAAAUUCCAUCAUUGUCUUAGUUGUUGACCAUUUUCCUCCUAUGAAAAUAAAUGCCAGAGAGGCCAGUGAAUUGUUCUGUUUGUCUUACAUCUUUUCUUCAAUCUGUCCUACAUGGUUUUGAUGAAAUCCCAGGUGCUCAGUGAUGUUUAGCUGAAGAUAAUGAUGAAAAUAACUGCCAAAAAGAGUUGAAACAUAAGCCAUGCUUGACAAUACCUAGAAACUGGAUGAGUUGCAAGCCAGGCAAGCUGCACAGCCUAGCUUUGUUUGUGCCCUUCUCAUUUCAGAGAGAAGUUCCUUGCUGGAACUAGUCUGAGGAUUUAUUCUUCUUGUUAGAACUGUCAUCUGUAUAAAUAUAACUUGGGUUGUUUUAACUUAUGCUUGAGGAAGAGCUGUACUGGGCCAAACCAAAUGCAGAGUGGUCCUUCAGGCCUCUCAGAGGAGGCACAAAAUGUAUUGGGAGCUUGGGAGAGGCUUUAAUCAUGAUUACAACUUGCUGUUAGGCCACUUUUAAGUGGUUAAUGAUGAGCAACAAAAAUAUGUUCCAGGAUUUUAUCUGUACUUUUUUAACUUGACUGUGUGUUCUGGCAAAUUGCUCUGCAACACAAUUGAGCUCUGUAUGGAAAUGCAGUAUCUAGCACUCCAAGAAUGAGAAGAUGGUUACUCAGCUGUCUCUUCCCUCCCAGUCUGGAGUGGACACAAGUACUAACCUGGCUUCCUUAUCAGAGACAGUAAUCUAUGCCCAAAAGCUUGGAGAAUUGACUUGUGAAGUGGCAACUUCUGAGCUGUGAGACCUGCAUCAACAGCCUGAGCACUACUGAUCUGUGUAUGAUGACACACUGUCUCUCUUCUCCACAUCCACAACCCAUGCAGUAAACUCCUGCACUGCUGCUGAAGCAGCCUUGGCACGGGGGAAAGGUGUUGCCCCUUGAGGAUCCACAGAGCUCGUGGAUUUAGCACAAAGGGUACCUUUGGUUUUUUACUAUCUAUAUCUUUUUGGAGUAGACCAUCCCCAGUGGGUGUUGGUGGUACAGCCAUCAGUGAUAGAACUGAAACCUGAUGCCCAACAGGAGAAAUGGAAAGUGCUGUAGGAAGUUGUUGGUCACAGGAUGCAGUGAACAGAGCUUUCUCUUCCUCCAUGAAAUAUACCUUGAAAUGAUAUGUAUCAGCAGUUCUCAUUCAAUGCUGGUUAUGCAUUUAUUCUCCUCUAGCUUCCUGAUUUUUAAUUCCUGUCCUUUCUUCCUCACAGUAAAGCAAGAGAAACCAUUUCAGCUACAAGCAAAAGAACAUAAAGAGUGAGAAAACUGGGUUCAGAGCUGCUGAGAAGUGAAUGCAACAAAAAAGGGUCAGUUCCAGGAUGCUUCCACACUGACUCAUGGAGCUACUGUGGAGGAGAAGAGUGUCUGAGACGUGCUGUAAAAAUAGAGGUGAAUUGAGUCCUGCAGAGUUAUCUCUUGCACAAGACCCUCCCUGGCUGAGUGUGGAUGGCUGACAAGAGCAGCGUCUCCUGGGGCAGUGCAGGCACUCACAGCUUGGUUGCUUUGGUCUGAGCCCCCCAGAAGUGGUGAUGAAGCUACAGCUUUACAAUCAGUCUUUCCCAAACACACCUCUUCCUGACUUUUAACAUGAACUUUUUUCCCCCCUUCAAAGCCAUGAAGAGCUGCCAUGUUUACUUGGCCUGUUUGUUUUAACCAACCAUACAAGCAUCCUGGCUUACUCCAGGUGGGAUUUUUCUUCUCCUUGGCGAGUUGCUGUGGCUGCUGGCAGCUGUUCAGCUAAUGCAAGCUGUGUUGCUCAGCUGGGCUUUUGCUCCUGAGCUCCUUCACAGCCCAGCCAGCCAGGAGAGUAGGAAAGUGUCAUAGGGCAGAUAUGAGCCAGCUCUUUGGUGUGGCUGCCAUUUUUAACAUCUGGAUUGCUUCAUGUGAAGUCACUAGCAGAAGUAAAAGAGUUCAGGGUGAAGGGAGGGGAAAUUCCCCUUUGAUAGCUCUUCCAGCCUGUUGUUUGAGGACAUUCACGUGUCUGGCAUGGUCAUUUGAACAUCCUGCUGGGAGGAAUUGGAUGUGUUUCUGAUUUUUCUCUCAACCUGACGUUGAAGGUGGUGGCUGCUGCCAGCACAGACCCAGUCCUCACCACUGUGAGCACCCACAAGGCAUCUGGGACUCAGACUUUUCAAGAGAGAGGGCAUCUGGACACGUCUGGACUCUACACACGGACACAGAGCCACAAACCUCUGGGCUGUGAGGGCUAUGGAGAUGGGCUCUGUGCAAACAUGAGAUGCUCUGCAAUCAACAUCAGAAAUCUUCAACAUUUACGUUGCAUAUGGAUCCUAUUCCUUCUCCCACUGAGAUUAAAAUAUGGUGUCCACAGGCUCCCAGGUCAGGAUGAAGAAGGAACUGGGUGCCUUGAUGGCAGCAGAAAGCCCAGAGAAGAACCGCUUUAGCCCUCCUGUGCCACACGUGUUACAGAAAUCUUGGAGCGCUGUGGAUGUGGGGACAAGCUGCUGGCAGGCAGGCUCCUGGGUCGAUGCUGAGGUCCCGCUGUGGUGCUGCAGGUUGUGAUGCUGCCCUGAGGGCCUGUGAGUCCUCUCAGGAAUACCAGAAGGUUAAAACUGGGUCAGUCUCUCCUUGGAUAUUGGCAUAUGUCCCUAUAAGAAGCUGCCACAGAGUCCUGAAAGACAAACGUGGGGAGUUUUCUCCUCCAGCAUACCAUGGUGAAUCCCCCAUAAGCUUUUGGUGCAACUGGACGAUCUGGGCAGGAUCCAAAAAGCACAUAGUCAUUUAUAUUCAGGGCUUUACCACUAAGGAGAGUUGCAACCAAAAUGAGGACAAAAUCCUGUUUGAAGGAGUUUCGUCACUGGUGGAAAGCAGUGUGGUUUAUGCUUGUUGGGAAAAGGAGAUGCAUGUUUUUGCCACCUUUGCCCAGGCUGUCCACGUUGUGCUGCUGAAGAGGUACUGGCCAAACUGCAGAGACACACAAUUUAAAGCAAAGUACUACAUCUUCCAAGAUCAGGAAGGUGAAUCUUCUUCCACAGAUGACGUGGCUUAUGAAACUCCUGCUCCAAAACUAUCAAAGCAAGAUGGUAUUUUUCAGUCUGGAUGGGCUGAAGAACUUAGAGAUGUGCUGGGCUUUGCAACCACACGUAGCAUCGUGAACCUUGGCAAGACCAUGGUGUUGAGCAGUGGAUUGAUGCAGGGAAGAGGGACCAUGCUGGGUACUAUGGCUCUGAGAAGUCCUGUUGAGCUCAACCCAUAUGAAUUAGUGAGGACUCCACCCCUGGAGAGAAAAGCUCCUUAUGUGCUGGGGUCUGAGCUACCAGGAGGUCUGAGGUGCUGCGAGAAAGCUCAAAGCAGAGGAACCCCUGAGGGUAUAAUCCCCACUGCAGCACAGGAUAGCUGGGAGCAGAGUUUCUCUGUGAGUGGGGACGUGACUGUGGGUUUUGGUUACAUGCCCAGGCUUUCAAGUGUGCUUUUGGAAACUCCUUUGCCUGGUGCCUUGCAGGUAGCAGAGCCUCUUUUGCAGCCAGCAGGUGUAGUUCUGGAGAGCAGCCAGUCCAUCCUGCACCCUACCUCGAGGCUGGAAGAUCUGAAUGACCUAAAAUUUAUGAUUAAACCAACAUGCACAAGUCACAUGGAUUUGGCUGCUCACUUGUCAUCUUUGUCCCCUGGCAGAAGACGAAGCCAAGAGAACACAGAUACCACCAUGUCUGGAGGGCUCAGCACAGUCAACUUGGAGAAGGAAGAAAGCUACCCUCAGUCAAACAUCCCAGUGGGGGAUGCUGAUGCCCUUGCCAAGGGCCUGAUGGCCAGCCUGAGUAGCCCCUAUGAAGUGGUAAACAGGGACUACUCACAUUUGCUGCCUGAGAAAAGCCAAAGAUGCCAAAGCUGUUCUAGGCAUUUGCCCAUCACUCAACCUGAGCUGGAAAAAAACAGCCUCCAAUAUAAGAGGCUCAUGGAUAUUUCCUCCUUGGAAAGUUUUAGGGGAGUUGUCAGGGGGGAAACAGCAUUGCAUCCCACAGCACCGUGGGACAUUCUGCAAGAGCAUCAUCAUUUGCGUGGCCAGAGCAGUCGUGUCCUGCACUCAGCCCUUACAGACCAUGUGAGCCUUCCCCAACAUGCCCAAGCACAUGUCAGUCCAGCUGCUGAGAAAGCUCAUGGGCCUUCCUUGGGUGUAAAAAGCUGCUGCCACCAAAGUGACCAAGCUGCACAGCCAGGGCUGGUUGUACCCCCUUUGUCAACCAGGCUGGAGCAUCCUUCCACUGCCAUUUCCACCCUACGGACAGAAACAGUCCCUGUGCUGGUUGUCUCCUGCACAGAACCUGUCCCUGCAGACUUUGGCUCUACUGAUGUCAUCCCUGAACCACCUCUUCCUCUGGGUACAGAGCCUGUGUCCAAGGUGAUCUCUCCACCAGCAGCUUUGCAUUUGGAGCCCAGCAGCCUCAGGCAAAGGGCAGGCAUCUCACCAGCUAGCCCAGAAGAACAGGAGAUGGUCUCCCCUUCCCCACCCUGCCACCCAUCAGCAGUCUCUGAACUGGGUGCAGAUGGGUCUCCCGGAUGCCUUCACCCUGGGAUCCAAAAGCAGGUUCUGGAGAAAACAGGUGGCCAACAAGAAGCUUCAGCCCCUCUGGGCUUGCCAACUGGAGGUCCUUCCCCAGCUUCUGUCACCAAUCCAAAGCCUGGAGUGGGGCUUCCCUGGCCUGAGGAUCACAAGAGCAGGGGCUCUGGGUUGGCAUCACCUUCCCUACCUGACACCUGGGGAGUGAGGAGAGAGGGUCGUGUGGUGCCUGCGCAGCAUCAGGGCACAGGUGCUAGUGACAAACUGGCUUUUCCCUCCAUCCUUGGUGGAUUUAAAGUGCAGAAAACCACCAAAGCUCUUCAAGUGGGUGCAGGAGAGUGGAGAAAUUCCUCUUCCAGUGCCACUCCUGCACACUCUGGCUCUCCUGUGGCCCAGGAGGGAGAAACAGUGUCAAGAGGCCAAAAGCUUCCAGAGCUCUCUGAUUCUGCAUCCAGAAACACCGAGGUACCAGAAGGACAGCAACAGACACAUGCUGAGCUAGGACCUCCCUGGGCAAUGCAGUACUCCCCUGUCAGGAGCUGCCACCUUGUCUUUCGGGAUGGCUCUGGGAUGUUUUCUCUGCCCCUGCACGCUGAUGUGACAACCACCAUCUGGUGCAACUGGACCAUAGUGGCAGGCUCCCAGAAGCACGUUGUCAUCUACAUCCAGGGCUUCCAGGGGAGCGAUGGCUGUGGCAAGAACCAGGACAAGAUAAUCUUUCAGGGGGUCUCAUCAAGUGUGGAAACCAAGGUGGUGUAUGCCUGUCACAACCGAGGAACUCUCGUCUUCGCCGCACAAGCUGCUGCAGUCCAUGUUUUGUUUCUGUCAGGGAGUGGUUCCCCAAGCCAUCAAUAUGAACAUUUUAAAGGACAGUAUUAUGUGUUCAGAGAUUCUGAAACUGUAGGCUCUUCAAAUGAUAUCAUAGCUCCCCAACAACCCUUUCAGGAGGUCUCCAGAAAAGGGAGCCAGAGGACAGCAGUAACAAAAGGUUUAUUGACCAUGCUGAAAGCCUCCUUGGGCCCAUCAGGUGCUCUCUCUGCUGGCAGGAUCCAGCCUGAGCUUGUGAGCCCAGAUGAGGAGGCUCAAGACCCUCCUGAUCUUGUGGUAGAUGCUCAGUCUGGUGCUGACCUGAACAACCUUGACCUGAAUGAAUGUGGUCAGCUGUUGAGUAAAAGAGAGUUGGAAAGGACCCUUAAGGAUGACAGCACCAAGGGCAGAGGAACCAAAGACGGAGUGUUGAUGGAGCCAUCUCCAACUAGGCAAGGCAAUGGGUCUAAAGCUGAGCUGUCUGCUUUGGGGCCUUCCAAGGGGGAUGAGGAGCUGGUGUCUGCUCUGGUCACCAUAGCCCCAUGUUCCUCGGUGGUCAUUCCUUCCUCAGAGAUGCCCAACAGCAACAGAAGUGUCUCUGCCAAAUCAUCUAGCCUGGGUCAGGCCAAGGACGGCCUGUCAGAAGAAGUGGUUGCUGCUGCACACCCCACACAGGCAUCAGUGCUGGAAGAGCCACUGCUAAACACGAGCACAAAACCUUCUCUCUACCCCUCUCCUAAUGUGACUGCUGGAGGUGUGAUGUCUCCAGAAGAAGGGGACAAAGAGCUCUUAGAUCUGUUUUCUGCCCUGGCAUCUCUGGAAAAUGACACAGUAUUGCAAUCCCAACACCACCCUGGAGAUGUGCUGUUUGAAGUAACUACUGAAAUCAAAUCCAAGGACUGGAUUUCUCGUAGUGGAAGUGAUCUCCUUGAAUCUAUGAAGAACCAUAUCCAGGAGAACCUGAAACUUUCUACCAACAGAGUCAAUGAAAUAAAGUUAAAGGAAAUCAAAAGGACCAGUGAUGCCAACCUGCUCCUCACCUUCUGGCUGCACCUGAAGCCGGAGGAGAGAAAUGUGUCUCUGCUCCUGCACUCUCAGCUGCAGGAGCUGCUUGGCACCUCGGCAGGAGUGGAGAAGCUGCAGCUCAUUUCGCUGUAUGUUGAAGAUGUGAACGAGUGCAGGGCUGGGGUCAGCCUCUGUGGGGAGGGGGCAGAGUGCUUCAAUGGUGUGGGCACCUACCUCUGCCGCUGCAAAAAGGAGUAUGAAGAUCAUUCUCCCACCAAGUCUGGCACCCUCUGCAUCCGCCCUCCCCUCUCAGGGAUCAGCAUCUUCCUCCGCCACGCUGACAUGCUGGUGGGGGCAGCCAUUGUGGCUGUGCUGGCCAUGCUGGUGGCUGCCGUGGCCUUGUGCAGGGCCUCCAGGCAGCAGCAGCAUGGCAGGAGGAGCCCAAGCCCUGAGGAGCCGCCGGUGAGGGCUGCAGAGGAGCCAGCCAUGGAGCUGCAUGACCUGGGGCAGUGCCUACACCUCGACCCCUUCCAGCUGAAGCUGCGGGCCAGGCCCCCUGAGUGGCUGUGGGCUGUCCGGGCUCACCCUGACCGGGCGUACCAGGGCUUUCAGGACCAGUCCCCUCCGCUCUGAGCCUGUCCUGAGGCUCUUGUGGCCCUGGUACCUGCUUUCCCUGUCCAACACAAGCUGUGCAAACCCCUUUCUGGUGAGGGCCACAAAUAUCUCACCACAGCCUUCCUCUUCUUGGAAUUCAGUUUUGUUUUAAUACUCAGCUUGGGAAGCAAAGUGCUUGUCCCACACUCCUGUACAUCUUGUCCUGACUUGCCUUCCUCAAGAGUUGUGCAUAACUGUCAGCAAGUCCAAAUUAAACACUUAUGUUAUUUGGUUUUUUUAAGGAAAAAAGGAAAUAAGAUGUUUUGGUGCUUAAUUUAAGGAAUUAAAAAGUAUUCUGCAUCUGUGCUUAGUGCUGCCUGCUUU
Messenger RNA from Colius striatus (speckled mousebird), 13578 nucleotides. RefSeq lists its product as uncharacterized. Gene Ontology annotation, molecular function: calcium ion binding. The record is from RefSeq and is a predicted model, not a curated record. The coding region runs from base 8722 to 13233 and encodes 1503 amino acids. Lineage: Eukaryota; Metazoa; Chordata; Aves; Coliiformes; Coliidae. The transcript has 14 exons.